AUGGGAUCACACAGGGAAAGAAAACAACCACAACAGGGGGGUCCCUCCAGGGAUCCUCUCGGUUCUGUGUCGUCGUCGCUUGCGAAUUUGACAAGGCCCGAACUGUACUCGAUAUAUGAUUCCGGGGUUGUGCUGGAGUCCGAGGGCAUACAGGACGUGAACGAGGCGAAGUACCGCUCAGCUACGGCGGGGGUGGGCCCGCAGACGCUGCGUCCAAGGGGCAAGAUCGACGCCACAACGCUUGUCGUGCUCGCACUCUCGGGGAUAGUGUAUCACGAGCUCGCCAGGAUGAUGCAUGACAACCACAAGCUGCACGAGGACAUCAUAUCACGCCCGCUGCUUGUUGGGGUGCACUUUCUGGACUGGGCUGUCGGCGGGUCGCUUGGCAUCAGCAUCCCCACUUGGGUCGGCUAUGCGCUCGAGGGAGUGCUCUUUGGACUCAGCGUGCCCGUCUUGGACCGGUAUCUCCCCGAAUCGCGGAUCACUGGUACUGGUGGUUCCGGGACGUCACCGCGGGGGGACUCUCUAUUCAGUGUAUUGCGCACUGUGAACUCGAUGCUCGGUAUCACUUUCGGGAUUCGCAAGAUCAAAUGGGCGUCCUCGAUGCAAGCCUCUGUCGCGUGGCUUUCGUUGAACUUCAUGCUCUGGUUGUUGCUGGAUAGCACGGUACCGUUGCUUCUGCAUAGCGCGACACUGGGCUGCCUCGUCUCUGCGCUGUCGUCACAGGGUGCGGGUCCCGCUGUUCAUCUCCCAGAAGUGCUGUACCUGUUCGAUUUCUACUUCUUGGGGUUCCUCGUGUUCGGUAAGUUGGGAAGGUACUUGACGUACCGUCACGGGUACACGCACUAG
Messenger RNA from Huiozyma naganishii CBS 8797, 849 nucleotides. It is a transcript of the gene NSG2, whose product is annotated as Nsg2p. Lineage: Eukaryota; Fungi; Ascomycota; Saccharomycetes; Saccharomycetales; Saccharomycetaceae. Gene Ontology annotation, cellular component: endoplasmic reticulum. Gene Ontology annotation, biological process: sterol biosynthetic process. The record is from RefSeq and is a predicted model, not a curated record. The coding region runs from base 1 to 849 and encodes 282 amino acids. The transcript has a single exon.